AUGGCUACCAAGGAUGGCGAUGAAGUCCGUCUGUCUCAUGAUCUCUCAGAAGGUGAGGUAAAAGCCACUCAGAAGAGAAAAGAAAAAGUACUCAUGUGUCUGAAGAACCUUGGGAUUCACUGUGAUCAGAAUAACGUGCCUAAUAUUGUUGUUCUGGGAUCAGGCGGAGGCUUGCGUGCCUUGAUAGCUUUUCUAGGAACCUUGGUUGAGCUGAAGAAACAGAAUUUCUUGGAUGCCGUCAUGUAUCUGUGUGGGGUGUCGGGAUCUACUUGGUGCAUGUCACUCCUGUAUGGAGAUGGGAAAUGGUCAGAAAAUUUGAUGUCCUUGGAAAAGGAACUGUGCAAAAACCUCAGUACUGUCUCCUGGCAUAUUGCAAAAGCAGAAGAAUCCUUGGAGGAGUCAUCAAAAGAUGAACAUUACUCACUCACUGACUUCUGGGCAUCCUGUUUUGUGUACAAAAUACUACAGCAGUUUGAUGAGAAUGAGCUGGCUGACCACAAGGAUGCCUCAGAGACUGGAAUAAACCCUUACCCAAUUUAUGCAGCAGUGGAUAAGGAAACACUGAGGAAAGAAGGUGAAAACUCUCCAGGGACCUGGUUUGAAUUCACUCCACAUGAGGCUGGAUAUACUACCUUGGGUGCUUUUGUGAGUACCAAACACUUUGGAAGUGAAUUUGAGAAUGGUAAACUGAAGAAAAAGGGGAAGAAGAAACACAUUUGUUACAUGCAAGGCCUAUGGGGGAGUGCUCUUGGAAGCAUGGAAGAAAAUCUGAAGUUUAUACGAGGUUAUUACUCCACACUGCUCCUCAUCAAGGGCACUAAGGAAACUUCCCAAGUGAGACCUGAAUUGUCAGGCAUGACUACAUCUGGUGAGGGUUGUGAAAGGCAACAGGAAGGGCUUCCACAGUGUAUCUCGGAGAAGAAAGUAUUCCAGGAAGACUCUUUCAUUCAUCCUGUCAAUACCUUCCAGGUGAUGUCUUUGAUUGAUGCUGGCCUGGCAAUAAAUUCUGGCUAUCCUCUGGUCCUUCGAGCACAGCGGCGAACAGAUCUGAUCAUUUCCUUCGAUUUCAGCUCUGGAGAUCCAUUUGAGACUAUCAAGAAAACAGCUGCAUACUGCAGGAAGAACAGUAUCCCAUUUCCCAAGAUAGAGGAUCAGGAAAUGGAUGAGAACAACCCUUCUGAUUGCUAUGUCUUCCGAGGAGACAAGUCAUGCCCUACAGUCAUGCACUUUCCACUCUUCAACACCGUGAAUUGUUCUGGGGCAGCAGGAUCUUAG
Molecule: messenger RNA, 1275 nt
Organism: Athene cunicularia (burrowing owl)
Lineage: Eukaryota; Metazoa; Chordata; Aves; Strigiformes; Strigidae
Gene: PLA2G4C
Product: phospholipase A2 group IVC
Exons: 12
Coding region: 1-1275 (424 amino acids)
Biological process (GO): glycerophospholipid catabolic process
Cellular component (GO): nuclear envelope; nucleoplasm; cytosol
Molecular function (GO): calcium ion binding; calcium-dependent phospholipid binding
Source: RefSeq, a predicted model, not a curated record